Molecule: messenger RNA, 960 nt
Organism: Lepus europaeus (European hare)
Lineage: Eukaryota; Metazoa; Chordata; Mammalia; Lagomorpha; Leporidae
Gene: GPR171
Product: G protein-coupled receptor 171
Exons: 1
Coding region: 1-960 (319 amino acids)
Biological process (GO): G protein-coupled receptor signaling pathway
Cellular component (GO): membrane
Molecular function (GO): G protein-coupled purinergic nucleotide receptor activity
Source: RefSeq, a predicted model, not a curated record
AUGACCAACAGUUCAUUCUUCUGCCCAGUUUACAGAGAUCUGGAGCCAUUCACAUAUUUUUUUUAUUUAGUUUUCCUUAUCGGGAUUAUUGGAAGUUGCUUUGCAGCCUGGGCUUUCAUACAGAAGAACACACAUCACAGGUGUGUGAGCAUAUACUUAAUUAACUUGCUUACGGCCGAUUUCCUGCUCAUUUUGUCACUGCCAGUGAAAAUUGUUGUCGACCUGGGUGUGGCCCCCUGGAAGCUGAAGAUAUUCCACUGCCAGGUGACAGCCUGCCUCAUCUACAUCAAUAUGUACUUGUCCAUCAUCUUCCUGGCAUUCGUCAGCAUGGAUCGCUGCCUUCAGUUGGUACACAGCUGUAAGAUCUACCGAAUACAAGAACCUGGAUUUGCCAAAAUGAUAUCAGCAGUGGUGUGGCUUAUGGUCCUUCUUAUUAUGGUGCCAAACAUGUUGAUUCCCAUCAAAGACAUCAAGGAAAAGUCACAGGUGGGUUGCAUGGAAUUCAAAAAGGAGUUUGGAAGAAACUGGCAUUUGUUAACCAACUUCCUAUGUGUAGCAAUAUUUUUAAAUUUCUCAACCAUCAUUUUAAUAUCUAACUGCCUUGUAGUUCGACAACUCUACAGAAACAGAGACAAUGAAAAUUAUCCACAUGUGAGAAGAGCCCUCAUCAACAUAUUCUUGGUGACUACAGCAUACAUCAUAUGCUUUGUUCCUUAUCACAUUGUCCGAAUCCCAUACACCCUCAGCCAGACAGAAUUCAUAUCAGACUGUUCAACCAGGAUCUCACUCUUCAAAGCCAAAGAGGCCACACUACUGCUAGCUGUGUCAAACCUGUGUUUUGACCCUAUCUUGUACUAUCAUCUCUCAAAAGCAUUCCGCUUAAAAGUCACUGAGACUUUUGCCUCCCUGAAGGAACCCAAGACUCUCAAAGACAAAUCAGGGUGUGCUAAUGAAGGGUAA